AAAGAAAGCAGGGAAGAACCAAAAAAAAAAAAGUAAGAAAAAAUCAAUAAAGAAAAUGGAACAAGCGUCAAGCAACUAUACAAACAACCAAAAGAGAAAAACUCCAAUCUGUUUCUCUUCCUCUCAAUUCACACUAAAAAAAAAUCUUCUCUACUUUUUGUUUUCCAUUCUUCCUUCAUGAUCUGGUCUCUUUCGAUUCGUUGAGUGAUUCGAAUUCUCAUUCACUGGGUUUUCCUCUCGUCUUCUCAGAAAAACGAUCGGAGAAUCCAGUCGAUUUAGUAACCCUACGUCUCUGUUUCUGGGUUACACAACCGAUGACUUAUGGCGACGAAGACGAUGCGGUUUCUGAACUGCGACUGAGAGUUGAAGAAGACGGAAUCGAGAAAUUAGGGCAUUAUGUUAAACUUAGUGAAAAUCAGGAAGAGGAAGAAGAUUCAUCGCCGUCUUCCUCUUCCUCUUCUUCUUCUUCUUGUGUACGGAAACGAUCGCUUUGGUUCUGGAUCAAGCUUUCUCUUUUCCUCGCAGUUCUAGCUGCGUUGGGUCUCGCUGGUUACAAAUGGCUCGCUCCUUUAAUCAUGGACAAGGAGCUUAUCCCUAUCAUAAAAUGGGAGAUGAAGACAUUUACACAUCCUGUGUGUGGCAUUCUUGUAUUCGCAUCUAUAGCACUGUUCCCUAUCAUACUCCUUCCAUCUACGCCGUCCAUGUGGGUGGCUGGGAUUACAUUUGGUUAUGGAUAUGGCUUCCUCCUUACAUUUCCAGCUAUAGCUAUUGGUGUAUCUCUUCCUUACUUCAUCAGCUAUCUCUUCUGCCACAAAAUCCAAGGUUGGUUAGAGAGAUAUCCUGAUCAAGCUGCGAUGUUGAGAGCUGCUGGUGGAGGAAAUUGGUUUCACCAGUUCCGAGCAGUGACCUUAAUCCGGAUUUCACCGUUCCCUUACGUUGUUUAUAACUAUUGUGCUGUUGCGACUCGUGUAAAGUUCGGUCCUUACAUCGCCGGUUCUCUCUUAGGCAUGGUUCCAGAGAACUUUGUUGCUAUUUAUACAGGGAUUCUUAUAAGGAAAUUGACAGAUGCAUCCACUGAGGAAGAGAAGGGCAUGUCGAUUCUUCAGAUUGUUCUCAACAUUCUUGGUUUUGUUGCGACUGUUUUGACGACUGUUCUCAUCAUGAAGUAUGCCAAAAGACAGCUCGAAGUUAUGAAGAAGGAAGAGGAAGCUUUGUUGCUGCAGUAAUGGCGACAACAUAGGAAGCUUUUGUGUGUGCUUCUUCCAAAAGUACAGAUUUGGUCCAAGAUGUGAAAGAACUCUGGUUUUUGGUUUUUGGUCUCUGGGUUCUUCAUUUCUGUUUUGCUUUUUUAGCUAAGAAAGAAAAGGGUUUAUAAAAAAAGAAUAUAUAUGAAUAAAAAACACCUAAAAAAUUAACUUCUAACACGAUCUAAUGUUAUGUAUAUUUUUUGAUGUUUGUUCUUGUUUUUUGAUGUCUGAAAGAAAAAUGUGACAAUAACUCAUAUACUAUUGUUGUUAAUGUGGUAUAUAAUAAGCUUUUCAAUCAAUCUUCUCGUUCUUUUU
Molecule: messenger RNA, 1562 nt
Organism: Thlaspi arvense
Lineage: Eukaryota; Viridiplantae; Streptophyta; Magnoliopsida; Brassicales; Brassicaceae
Source: the annotation of a GenBank genome assembly